AUGGUGCUGAGCGAAGGACAGCUGGCACUGUGCACAGUGUUCACCCUAUGGUUGGGUGGUCUUCCCUUGAUGUACUCGCCGGCUCCACGAGGCGACUGUGAUAAUUGUUGCCCCAUCCGGGAACCGAGAGAUAUACAGUUUUUCCUCUUCACCAGACAAAACCCCGAAAAGGGCGACACCCUGUUCGUGUCGGACAAGCAGCACCUCCGGGCGUCACACCUGAACCGCUCGAACCCGCUCGUGAUUUACAUGCACGGCUUUUCCGAGCGGGCGCCGGGUGGCUCGGGCGAAAGUAGCAAGCAAAUGCGGGACGCGCUCCUGGAGGCGGACGACUACAACGUGGUGCUGGUCGACUGGAGCCCGCUGACCGCGCUGCCCUGGUACGUGAACUCGGUCCAGAAUGGGCCCCGCGUUGGCCGGUACAUUGCACGCUUCGUCCGGUUUCUGGUGCUGUCCGAGUUCCCGCUGGAGAAGAUUCAUCUGAUCGGGUUCAGCCUUGGGGCGGAGGUGGCCGGAUUCGCCGGCAAAACGUUGAACGAGUGGGGUCUCAAGCUGCCCCGGAUCACAGGUCUCGACCCGGCAUUUCCACUGUACGUGUUCGAACGGGCCUCGCAGCGUCUCAGCCCGAAGGAUGCCGAGUUCGUGGACGUCAUACACACCGACGGUGGUCUGCUGGGCUACCCGUGGCCACUCGGGCACGUCGACUUCUAUCCCAACGGUGGCGUCCCGCUGCAACCCGGCUGCGCCCGCCAAGAGCUGGCCAAAAACCGUUGGCUCGGCGUGUUCAUAGGCUGCAGCCACGCGCGAGCCUGGCAGUACUUUGCCGAGUCUCUGACGCGGCCACGAGGUUUCCUGUGUGACCGCUGCGAACCGAACGACACGCCCAGCGAGGGUUCCGGUGCCGGCUCGACCCGGUCCUCGCGAGAUACGGCCAGCAACUGCACCAUGACGAAGGAGGUCUUCAUGGGCAUGUACAUCGACCGGACGCUGCGGGGCAAGUUCUACCUAUCGACCAAUCCGGAACCUCCGUUCGGCCGAAACCAGAUGCCCGAGGAGCGGCAGCGAAACAAGGAGCUGCAGCGACGACAGUCCUAG
Anopheles coustani is the source of this 1095-nucleotide messenger RNA. RefSeq names its product lipase member H. The record is from RefSeq and is a predicted model, not a curated record. The transcript has 4 exons. Gene Ontology annotation, biological process: lipid metabolic process. Gene Ontology annotation, molecular function: lipase activity. Bases 1 to 1095 code for a protein of 364 amino acids. NCBI's taxonomy places the organism in Eukaryota, Metazoa, Arthropoda, Insecta, Diptera, Culicidae.